GUAAAAGUGUACAAUUUUGACACUGAAAGUUGUACAAUUCAAAAAUCCCUAGGAACAACACUGAUGAAAAGUACACUACACAACCCACAACACGAGCACGAGACGAGAGAAAACGUCACAAAUUACGGAUUGACCAUUGACGGAUUGUUUUAGUUGGUGUGUUGUGUUUUGUGUUGGUUAAUGGUUCGUUGGUUGGUAAAAAAACGUCGUCAUCGGUCAUAGAUCAAGGUUCUUAUUUAUCGUAACAAAAUCCAUUGAUUUAUAUGAGCAGUUAUCAUCUUAGGUGUUAGUCUAGCACACAAGUUAUUAGAAAAAAAAUAUAUUCAAUUAAGAUGCCUACACAAUACAGUUUAGCGGAAGUUAAGAAACACAACGACAACAAAAGUACUUGGAUCGCUAUACACAACGAAGUUUACGAUGUCACGGCUUUUUUGAAUGAGCACCCUGGUGGUGAAGAAGUCCUCUUGGAACAAGCGGGUAGAGAAGCAAGCGAAGCCUUCGAAGACGUCGGACACUCCAGCGAUGCCAGAGAACUGAUGAACAAAUACAAAAUUGGGGAAAUCGUCGAAUCAGAACGCAUAGCCGUUAAGACCAAAAACACCGACUGGGGCGUAUCGUCGAGCGCCAACAGUUCAUCGUCACCAAACUCAUUUAAGUCGUGGUUAAUUCCAAUCGCUUUGGGAGUACUAGCGACCAUCUUGUACCGUGCCUAUUUCUAAUCCCAAGGAAGACAAGUCUAAAUUAAUUCUAAGCCCUGAUUAAAAAAAAGCAUUUAUGGUUCUAGGGACUAUUAUCCAUAGCUUAAUUGAUAAAAAUCUAUCAGUUUAGA
Messenger RNA from Psylliodes chrysocephalus, 829 nucleotides. Lineage: Eukaryota; Metazoa; Arthropoda; Insecta; Coleoptera; Chrysomelidae. The record is from the annotation of a GenBank genome assembly.